CCCCGGGCUCGCCAUGCUCCUGGCCUCGGCCGUGGUGGUGUGGGAAUGGCUGAACGAGCACGGCCGCUGGCGUCCCUACAGCCCGGCCGUGAGCCACCACAUCGAAGCGGUGGUGCGCGCGGGUCCCCGCGCCGGGGGCAGCGUGGUACUGGGCCAGGUGGACAGCCGGCUCGCGCCCUACAUCAUCGACCUGCAGUCCAUGAACCAGUUCCGUCAAGACACGGGCACGCUACGGCCAGUCCGCCGAAACUACUACGACCCAUCCUCAGCCCCUGGGAAGGGUGUGGUGUGGGAGUGGGAGAAUGACAAUGGUUCCUGGACGCCCUAUGAUAUGGAAGUGGGUAUCACCAUCCAGCACGCCUAUGAGAAGCAGCACCCCUGGAUUGACCUCACUUCCAUCGGCUUCAGCUACAUCAUUGACUUCAACACCAUGGGUCAGAUCAACAGGCAGACCCAGCGCCAACGCCGUGUCCGCCGCCGGCUAGACCUCAUCUACCCCAUGGUCACCGGCGCUAUGCCUAAGGCUCAGUCCUGGCCAGUCAGUCCUGGAACAACCACCUCCCCCCCUGCACCACCCUGUUCCUGUCCACAGUGUGUUUUGGUGAUGAGCGUCAAGGCAGCUGUGGUCCAUGGGCGCACUGGGCCCCUUCAGCCUCCAGGAACACGCAAGAACAUGGCUCCCUCUGGAGUGGGCAAGCUGCCUCCACCACCUGGCCCUGGGGCAAAACCACCAGACUCUGCAGGCACCAUCCGGGGCCCAGGGAAGACUGCCCCAUCGCAGGUGAUCCGCAGACAAGUCUCUAAUACACCAUCUGGGGCAACUGUGGGCUCCCCCACCAGCCCACAAGGAAGCAACAGGAAGACUGGAAGGGUGGCACUGGCCACUUUGAAUCGGUCCAGCCUGCAGCGACUGGCCAUUGCCCAGUCCCGGGUGCUGAUUGCCUCGGGGGUCCCCACUGUGCCUGUAAAAAACUUGAAUGGGUCCAGCCCUGUCAACCCUGCCUUGGCAGGAAUCACCGGGAUCCUCAUGAGUGCAGCGGGAUUGCCUGUGUGCCUCACUCGGCCACCAAAGUUGGUCCUCCACCCACCCCCUGUCAGCAAGAGUGAAAUAAAGUCCAUCCCAGGGGUCUCUAACACAAGCCGCAAGACCACCAAAAAACAGGCCAAGAAAGGUAAAACCCCAGAGGAAGUGCUAAAGAAAUAUCUGCAGAAGGUCCGGCACCCCCCAGAAGAGGACUGUACCAUCUGUAUGGAGCGUCUCACAGCGCCCUCUGGCUACAAGGGCCCACAGCCUACAGUCAAGCCUGACGUGGUGGGAAAGCUGUCCAGGUGUGGCCACAUCUACCACGUCUACUGCCUGGUGGCCAUGUACAACAAUGGGAACAAGGAUGGGAGUUUACAGUGUCCAACAUGUAAGACCAUUUAUGGUGUCAAGACAGGCACCCAGCCUCCAGGAAAGAUGGAAUACCACCUCAUCCCCCACUCCUUGCCUGGCCAUCCAGAUUGCAAAACCAUCCGGAUUAUCUACAGUAUCCCACCUGGCAUUCAGGGACCAGAACACCCAAAUCCCGGGAAAAGCUUCAGCGCCCGUGGCUUCCCACGACAUUGCUACCUUCCAGACAGUGAGAAAGGGAGAAAGGUUCUGAAGCUGCUUCUGGUGGCCUGGGAUCGUCGUCUCAUCUUUGCCAUUGGAACCUCCAGCACCACGGGCGAGUCUGAUACUGUCAUCUGGAAUGAGGUGCACCACAAGACAGAAUUUGGCUCCAAUCUCACUGGCCAUGGUUACCCGGAUGCCAAUUACCUGGAUAAUGUGCUGGCUGAACUAGCUGCCCAGGGUAUCUCUGAAGACAGCACUGCCCAGGAAAAGGACUGAGGUGGGAGGGUACUGGGCAGGAAGUCGAGAGAGUCAUGGUGGAAGUUGAUGCCAUGCCUCCUGACUCCCUCAUUUCCCUUCUGGUUCUGUCUCCACCCCUCAACCCUCUCAGUCACAGAGGGAACUAGAUUAAAGUGAUGUCAUUCAUCAA
Cricetulus griseus (Chinese hamster) is the source of this 2024-nucleotide messenger RNA. The record is from RefSeq and is a predicted model, not a curated record. Lineage: Eukaryota; Metazoa; Chordata; Mammalia; Rodentia; Cricetidae.